AUGGAAGGACUCGGAAUGCCAGAAGGAUUUGACGAGGCAGUUUACCUAAUUGAAAUUAACAACUGCGUAAAAGACUACUUGCGCAAGGUCAUGAAGCCCAAGGUCAAGUUCACCGCUAUUUCUGGAAGGUCUACACUUCAGCUCGAGACUUCGACUGGAAUUCCAAUUCAAAUACCAGAAAACACUCCUUUCGACGACAUAAAGCAAGCAAAGAAAGAAGCUCUUCUCAAGUUCUUUGCCAAGC
Messenger RNA from Trichomonas vaginalis G3, 244 nucleotides. RefSeq lists its product as uncharacterized. The annotation marks the transcript as partial. Lineage: Eukaryota; Parabasalia; Trichomonadida; Trichomonadidae. The transcript has a single exon. The record is from RefSeq and is a predicted model, not a curated record.